Linnemannia hyalina is the source of this 1548-nucleotide messenger RNA. The record is from the annotation of a GenBank genome assembly. NCBI's taxonomy places the organism in Eukaryota, Fungi, Mortierellomycota, Mortierellomycetes, Mortierellales, Mortierellaceae.
AUGUCGACAGGAGCAGGUAUCCCCAGCUACCAGCAAGCCUGCCUGGCCCCUGACAACUACAACCCCGCCGUCUACCUAGUUGGCGUCGCCAGUUCCAACGCCGGCAUGCUUGAAGUCAACUACAUCUCCCUCACCAACGUCAACGCCCCCACUUCCCGGCCCUUCGGCAGCAACACCAACACCCCCAAAUGGUCCGCAGGAGCUCCCAAAGCCUGCUUCGCCGCCCCUUCCUCCAACCAAGCCAAUUCCGUCAUCAAGGUCGUCCAGUUUGGACGAGGGACUACCUAUAUGAGCUAUAUCUCACCCGAGGGAGUUGUUGCUGACCCGACAUCGUUUGCGGAUCUAGAGUGUCAGAGUCCAAAGCUGUUUGGCGACGAUACGAGUUUGUUCCCGUCGGCGGUCGAUCCUCUGCUCUCGGUCGGGACCUUCACCCCAACCAGCACGGGUAAUUCCCGGGGAUACUCUGUCAUCUUUGACAAGCAAGGCAAAGGGCAGGUGUUCUCUGCAACGGGAAGUGACCAGGCGACUGUCAACAACACCAUCUCCGUGCUCGUCUUGUCCAACCCAGGAAGUGUCAACAUGAACGGGAUUGUGCUCUCUUCCGAUGCCGUGAGUGUCACCAUGGGCGAGACUGGUUAUAUCUUGGAUAAGGCCAAGGAUACCAACGCGACUGUCCUCUACUCAAUCACCCCCAGCAUAUCCUCAACCCUACAAAAAGUCACUAACAGCGGCGGCGCUCCAGCCUUCUUCCCAUCCAUCGCAGUAACAGCCCUCAACAAACAGAUCGUCGUCUACUCUGCUCCUCCCGGCGGAACCCCAUACUUCAACAGCUUCGACACCACCACAGGGACCUGGGGCGGACUCAAUCUCAUCACCGCACCCGGACCAACUCCAUCAGGGCCACCCAUAGGCGCGAUCGUUGGAGGCGUCAUUGGAGGUCUGCUUGUGAUUGCCCUCCUCAUCUUCUUGUUUAUCCGUCGCCGUAACGACCACAGGCGUAAAGCAGGCGCUGCAACUAUCGCCAACGCAAACGUCGAUAAAUAUGCACCAGCGCCAUCUACCAGAGGCAUAACUCAGAUCCAUAACGGAGGAGUGGUUGUGCCCGUUCAAGGACAGAUCUUCCAGGGUCAACAUCAACAACAACAACAACAACAACAACAAGCUGGAUUCAACUACCAACCUCCUAUGGCCGACCCAUACGCUCAGGUCCAGAAACCCGAUAAGCCUUUGCAUGUACCCUACCAGCCUCCAACAAAGUUCUUUGACCCAUACGGAGGUAAGCAGGGUAACGGCGUGCCUGUGAACUAUGAUACGACUGGGUCGCAGUCCAACCCUACUGUCUAUUCCGCGUCGCCUAUUGCCAGCACCCUGCCCUUCCGUACAGAGUCAACACCAGAGCACCAACAGCAACAACACUACCUCCCAAUUCAACAGCAGCAACAGCACCAGCAAUGGCAACAUUUUUUGCCAGAGGAACCUCCUGCGGCAAUUGGUGUGCCUAUCAGCGCUGCCUCCAAGAACCCUCAAUUCAUUCCCGAGUCCCCAUGA